AUGUCAGCAGCAUCCAAGCUUCCCACCUCAGGAGCCACCAAUAGCGGCAAUGCACGCUUCAAUGCCGAAGCCGCAGCAUGGGACGCAAAUCCAUUCGUGCACACAGCGUCUAAGCAUGCCUGCGAUGCCAUUCUGGCCCGCUUUCCAGACCUCUCAAAGGACAGCCCAACCUACGACGUGCUCGAAAUCGGCUGCGGCACUGGCUUGCUCAGUCUUUCCCUCGCUCCAUUCACCCGCAACUACGUAGCCGUCGACGCGGCAGAAGGCAUGAUUGAAGUCCUCAAGCGCAAAGUCGAUUCUUCGAACGGCAUCAGCAGCAACGUCAAGCCAAUAGCAGCGCUGCUCGAAGAUCCAGAGGACCCACGCCUCCCACCAGCAGAACCCUCCAGCCCAUCUUCUUCCUCCUCACCAAGGCUCAAGUACGACCUCAUCACAAGCCAUCUCGUCCUCCACCACAUCCCAGACCUCCACGGCGUUCUGACCACGAUGCUCGGCUGCCUCAAACCAGGCACCGGCAGGCUCGCACUGACCGACUUCGAGGAUUGCGGGCCGCACAGCAAGCGCUUCCACUCGAAGGCCAAGAUGGAAGGUGUUGAGCGGCACGGAAUACCGCGGAAGUGGAUGGCGAACCUGAUGGUUGAGGUAGGGUUUGUGGAUGUCAAGGUUGAGGAAGGGUUCAGGAUGGAGAAGCGGGUGGAGAAAUGGGAAGGGGAGUUCAGUGAGGGUGGUGGGGAUGGGAAGGUGGCUAAGGAGGGGAUGGGUGAGAUUGCUGUGUUCCCAUUCCUGCUUUGCGAGGGGCGGAGGCCUUGA
This is a messenger RNA of Cyphellophora attinorum, 810 nucleotides long. RefSeq lists its product as uncharacterized. The record is from RefSeq and is a predicted model, not a curated record. The coding region runs from base 1 to 810 and encodes 269 amino acids. The transcript has a single exon. NCBI's taxonomy places the organism in Eukaryota, Fungi, Ascomycota, Eurotiomycetes, Chaetothyriales, Cyphellophoraceae.